AUGAUCCAAUAAAUUACGGAUCCUUGAUUUGGAAUUCCUUUAGAUAAAUAUUAUAAAAAUAAAUAUAAGGAGACCCCAUAAUAGAAAUUAAAUGAGAUGGUACUUAGAAUACAUGGAUCAGUUUAUGCUAAUUUAUUUUAAACUUAAAACUCAUAAAAUUGAUAUAGUUAUCAAUCCAAGUAGGAUAUCCAAAUAGAAAAUGUUGUCUCACAUAAUGAAGUUAGGUUCAAGAUGGAUCGGAAGGCCCCUUCACAAGGAUCCCAUAUAAAAUAUAGUUUCAUAACAAAUUUCCUAUUAACAUAAAAAAAAUCCUAGAUACAAAAAGUAUAGAGUAUUAUUUAAAAAAUUUGGAAGAAAAAUAUAAAUUUAUAAAAAAAAAAGAAAAAUAUAAAUUAAAACUAUGUAAAAGCACCAUCAUUGGUGGUAUCUUAGAUGGUUCUUAGCUUAUUAUCUUAGAAUUAAACAUUGAAAAAUAAAUCAAAACAGAUUAAAAUGCUAAGAUUUGACUCUUAACUUGCAAAAACCAAAAUUUUAAUCUUAAACAAUAUUAAGAGCUAAAGUUAAGAACCCACCGUUAAUGAUGGUCUUGAACUAGUUAAACUCUAUCUCACCCUAAGAAACAUUUCUUUCACGAAUUAUUGCCUUAUAGGACCACUAGUUUGGCUUUUAUUUGACCAACGUCCAAGUAGAUCGAUAAACAUUUAUCUUCUGGCUGGCAGUAUAUCAAUUAUACAAAUAUCGCGAGAUUGCUCAUGCCCAGGGGUAUAGGAAAUCUUCGCACGUGGCAAAGAUUUGUCGACAAUCUCUACGUGCGAGAAUCAUGGUCUCGCCAUCUCAUUGUGGAGUCCUAUAACGCCUAGCGAAAUUGUUCCCAGAUCAUUCACAUAGUUGUAUGUGUGGCCUGUUUGAUAAGAUCAAUCACAUACAUAUCCAUCUUUAUUUUGUUUUUUCUUUGGCAUACAAGAAAAGAAAAUGGCAUCUCAUGCCGUUUCUAGCGGAAAAAAACCACACGUAGUUUGCGUCCCUUUCCCAGCUCAAGGCCACAUCAAUCCGAUGCUCAAAGUGGCUAAACUCCUCUAUGCCAGAGGCUUCCAUUUUACCUUUGUCAACACCAACUAUAACCACAAACGUCUCAUCCGGUCACGUGGUCCCAACGCCCUUGACGGGCUUCAUUCUUUCCGAUUUGAGUCCAUCCCUGACGGUCUACCGGAAACCAACAAGGACGUCAUGCAGGAUGUCCCUCACCUUUGUGAGUCCACCAUGAAAAAUUGUCUAGCUCCUUUCAAGGAGCUUCUCUGGCGGAUCAACACCCGAGAAGAUGUUCCUCCGGUGAGCUGUAUUGUAUCCGACGGUGUGAUGAGCUUUACCCUUGAUGCAGCGGAGGAGCUUGGAGUCCCGGAUGUUCUUUUUUGGACACCAAGUGCUUGUGGCUUCUUGGCUUAUCUACACUUCUAUCGCUUCAUCGAGAAGGGGUUAUUAUCACCACUAAAAGAUGAGAGUUACUUAGCCACAAAAAUAGAUUGGAUACCAUCGAUGAGGAACCUAAGACUUAAAGACAUCCCAAGCUUUAUCCGUGCAACUAAUCUUGAAGACAUAAACUUUUUUGCCCAUGAGGCCGACCGAGCCAAACGUGCUUCGGCUAUCAUUCUCAACACAUUCGAUAGUCUUGAGCAUGAUGCCAUCCAAUCUAUUCAAUCUAUCAUUCCUCAAGUGUACACUAUUGGACCGCUCCAUCUACUAGUGAAUCAGGAGAUCGACGAGGAAAGUGACAUCGGACAGAUGGGAACGAAUAUGUGGAGAGAAGAGAUGGAGUGUUUGGAUUGGCUCGAUACUAAGUCUCCAAACAGCGUCGUUUAUGUUAAUUUCGGUAGUAUAACAGUGAUGAGUGCGAAACAACUCGUGGAGUUUGCUUGGGGUUUAGCAGCGACCAAGAAAGAUUUAGUAGCCGGUGAUGUGCCAAUGCUUCCGCCAAAGUUUCUAUUAGAGACGGCUGACCGAAGGAUGCUAGCAAGUUGGUGUCCUCAAGAGAAAGUUCUUUCUCAUCCGGCAAUCGGAGGGUUCUUAACGCAUAGUGGAUGGAACUCGACUUUGGAGAGUCUCUCCGGUGGAGUUCCAAUGGUGUGUUGGCCGUUCUUUGCGGAGCAGCAAACCAAUUGUAAAUAUUGUUGUGAUGAAUGGGAAGUGGGGAUGGAGAUCGGUGGAGAUGUGCGGAAGGAGGAGGUUGAGGAGUUGGUUAGAGAACUAAUGGAUGGAGACAAAGGAAAGAAAAUGAGAGAGAAGACCGAGGAGUGGCGGCGCUUGGCUGAGGAAGCGACGAAACAUAUGUGUGGUUCGUCGGAACUAAAGUUUCAGAUGGUCGUUGACAAGGUUCUUUUAGGGGGAGUAGAGAGACUACAUGGAGACUACAAUUUACUUUAAACAUAUGAUCUUUAGAAAAUUAUGUUAUGUAUAAUUAAAUAAAUAAAGUAUUAUUUCAUAUAUAAUGAUAAACCAUACUAUCUUUCUUUUUUCAACAGUAUAUAUUAUGUAUGCUUGAAUUCAAAUAAUAACGCAACAACCUCACUAA
Messenger RNA from Arabidopsis lyrata subsp. lyrata, 2566 nucleotides. Its product is annotated as UDP-glycosyltransferase 85A5. Gene Ontology annotation, molecular function: UDP-glycosyltransferase activity. The record is from RefSeq and is a predicted model, not a curated record. NCBI's taxonomy places the organism in Eukaryota, Viridiplantae, Streptophyta, Magnoliopsida, Brassicales, Brassicaceae.